AUGGUUGGAAACGCUGAAGCUAACGCAGCUGAAGCUAACGCAGCCGAAGCUAACGCAGCCGAAGCUAACGCAGCUGAAGCUAACGCCACCGAAGUUAACGCCGCCAAAGCUAACGCCGCCAAAGCAAACGCCGCCAAAGCAAACGCCGCCAAAGCAAACGCCGCCAAAGCUAACGCCGCCAAAACUAACGCCGCCAAAGCUAACGCCGCCAAAGCAAACGCCGCCAAAGCUAACACCGCCAAAGCUAACACCGCCAAAGCUAACACCGCCAAAGCUAACGCCGCCAAAGCAAACGCCGCCAAAGCUAACGCCGCCAAAGCUAACGCCGCCAAAGCUAACGCCGCCAAAGCUAACGCCGCCAAAGCUAACGCCGCCAAAGCUAACGCCGCCAAAGCUAACGCCUAA
Knipowitschia caucasica is the source of this 405-nucleotide messenger RNA. The record is from the annotation of a GenBank genome assembly. NCBI's taxonomy places the organism in Eukaryota, Metazoa, Chordata, Actinopteri, Gobiiformes, Gobiidae.